UGGGGGCGGCGGUGACCGCGAGGUCUCCCGGGCGCGGGGUGCCAGCCCUUCCCUGUAGCAACGCGAUGCUCGGGCCGGGGCCCACCCCGCUGUCGACAACCUCUCCCGCCCGGCGUCCCUCGGGGCAGGCUCCCUCCCCACUUUCGGAGUCCUCACGAAAAGCCCUGUUCCUGCUCCGGCGUUUUCCGAUGGGUCCCAAACCCCGACUGGUGUCCUCCCCAAACCUGGCGUCCCGCUCUCCGAUCGCCCUGGCCGGGAGUCCUUCCUUGCCGGGCCCCUGCCCCGCCCGAGACUCCCCUUCCCGGGUUUUAUGACUCCGGGAGCCUCGGCGUCUCUCCACCGCAUUCCUCUUCCCAGGUCGCCCUAGAGGGCUGCGUCCCGGGAUGCCCGGGACCCUCAUGGCCUGGUGACUCGAGGCCCUCUCCUUGCCAGCUCUUCUCCACCCCGCAGACGGUCUUUUUGAUGUCCUUCAGUGAAGUUUUACCAUUUUGUCCCUGGCAUUUUGGACAACACUUGAUGGCCAUUGUUGAGUGUAUGGUUAUGUAGGCGUUGUGUGCAUCUGUUGGAGAGUCUUGUACUUCUAGUAGCACCAGUGUGGCUUACUGCUGACUUCCUCCCCUUGGAAGCCCAGGGUACCAGGCGAUGGCAACUUUGCACCUGUCUGCCCUGCCCCAGGCUGAGGUGACCUUUGAGGACGUGGCCGUGCUAUUCUCCCGGGAGGAGUGGGGCCGUCUGGGCCCUACUCAGAGGGGCCUCUACAGGGACGUGAUGCUGGAGACCUACAGGAAUCUGGUCUCCCUGGGAGCUGGACGUGCAGGUCCCAAGCCUGGGGUGAUCACACAGUUGGAGCGAGGGGAUGAACCAUGGGUCCUGGAUGCACAGGGUGCCAAAGGGAAAGGGCGACCGAGAGUCAGUGUCUCAGCUCGUGGGACCAGGACUGAGUACAGUGAGUUGUCUUCAGGAGAAAUGCUUGAUGGGGAAGAACUGGAUCGACUCCAGAGUGCUGUUUCCCAGGGACCUGAGCCUGGAGAGGCCCGUGCGUGUGUCCGGGAGCCAGAGGACAGCCUGGACGAGCCUGUGGAACAGAGAUGCCUGAGGCCAGUCAUAUGGACUAAUGAGAAGAGCAUCCAGGAGUCUGCAGGGAGCCUCAGCUUCCAGUCAAGCCCGAUCUCUGACCAGAGACCUCACAAAUGUGAUAUAUGUGAACAAAGUUUUGAACAGAGAUCAUACCUCAAUAACCAUAAGCGUGUACACAGGACAAAAAAGAUAAAUGUAGUCCAUGAUUCUGGGGAAUUCUUCAGUGCAAAUCUGGCUAAAGAAGCUCAGAUAAUUCCUCUUGGGAAAAAAUUGCAUCAUUGUGGUUACUGUGGGAAGGCCUUCAGGUACAGUGCUAACCUCGUCAAGCACCAGCGGCUUCAUAGCGAAGAAAAGCCCUACAAGUGUGAAGAGUGUGGGAAAGCCUUCGGCCAGAGCUGCGAGUUCAUCAGUCACCGAAGGAUGCAUUCAGGGGAGAUCCCCUACCGGUGUGGUGAGUGCGGGAAGACAUUCAACCAAAGGCCCAACCUCAUGAAGCAUCAGAGGAUUCACACCGGGGAGAAGCCCUACAAGUGUGGUGAUUGCGGGAAACACUUCAGUGCCUAUUCUUCCCUUAUUUACCACCAGAGAAUCCACACUGGAGAGAAACCCUAUAAGUGCAAUGACUGUGGGAAAGCCUUCAGUGAUGGCUCAAUCCUCAUCCGGCAUCGUCGGACUCACACUGGAGAGAAGCCAUUUGAGUGCAAAGAAUGUGGCAAAGGCUUUACCCAAAGUUCUAACCUUAUCCAACAUCAAAGAAUUCACACUGGGGAGAAACCCUAUAAAUGCAAUGAAUGUGAGAAAGCCUUCAUCCAAAAAACCAAACUGGUUGAACAUCAGAGAAGCCACACUGGAGAGAAGCCCUAUGAGUGUAAUGACUGUGGCAAAGUCUUCAGCCAAAGCACACACCUUAUUCAGCAUCAGAGGAUCCACACGGGAGAGAAGCCGUACAAGUGCAGUGAGUGUGGGAAGGCCUUCCACAACAGUUCCAGACUCAUCCACCACCAAAGGUCACACCACGGAGAGAAGCCGUACAAAUGCAGCGAUUGCAAGAAAGCCUUUAGCCAGGGUACUUACCUCAUCCAGCACCGGAGGAUCCACACGGGGGAGAAGCCCUACAAGUGCAGCAAGUGUGGGAAAGCCUUCCGGCACAGUUCCAACAUGUGCCAGCAUCAGAGGAUUCACCUCCGGGAGGACUUUGCGAGGUGACUGUGGACGAGGGCCCAUGAGUUCUGCUGUGCACUUCUCCAUAUGACCCACCCCACCCCUUUAUUUAUUGUCCAUACAGUGUUGUCACAGAUGAAGGGCAUUUCUAAUUAAAAACAAAUGCAACUCUUUCCUUAAUCCCGAAGCCGUGCAUGUUCAUUUUAGAGAAAUUGAGAGAGAGGUAGGCAAAAAGAAGUUCUUGUGAUUCCCCCCGUUUAGAAAAUGAAUCCAUUACUGCUGAUUUAGCAUAAGCUUCCUUUCACACAGUUCAGCGCGUUGUCAAAAGAAAAUACUGCGUGCUUGUCAUUGCAGCACAGAGGAUCUUCCUUUGUUAUUUCCUCGAUCCUAGAAAAGUCACACUGGAAAAAUUCUACAUAUUUACAUAUUGUAAUUUAAAAAGAUUAGCAUAAUGUUCAUCCUUUUCCGUGUAUCUUAAUAGAGGUGAUAUUGUGGUAAAAUACACAUAACCUGAAACUUACCAUUUUUACCGUUUUUAGGUGUACAGCUCAGUGGCAUUAAAUACACUCACAAUGUUGUAUGACCAUCCCCACUAUUUCCAGAACUUUUAUGAUCUGAAACAGAAACUGUACGCAUUAAAUAAUAACUCUCCCUUUCUCUCGGCU
Molecule: messenger RNA, 2903 nt
Organism: Herpailurus yagouaroundi (jaguarundi)
Lineage: Eukaryota; Metazoa; Chordata; Mammalia; Carnivora; Felidae
Gene: ZNF34
Product: zinc finger protein 34
Exons: 7
Coding region: 643-2283 (546 amino acids)
Biological process (GO): regulation of DNA-templated transcription
Molecular function (GO): RNA polymerase II cis-regulatory region sequence-specific DNA binding; DNA-binding transcription factor activity, RNA polymerase II-specific
Source: RefSeq, a predicted model, not a curated record